AUGCUGGCACCGGCGGUGCUCGGCCUGCUCUUGCUGGCGGCGUGGGGCCAUGGCGAGGACGCGGUGGCGGCGGUGCUGGGCCGGCACGCCGUGGACCGCCUGGCGCGGCUGCUGUCGCCGGCCGAGUGCCGGCAGCUGCGGGCCUGGCUGGCGGGGCCGGACGGCGACCUGGCGCGGGAGCUGGAGCAGCUUUCGGAGGCGAGGAACCCGCUGGGCCGGGGGCGGCGGGGGCCCGGGGGCUGCACCACCGCCCUGCGCCGCGGGCUGCUCGUCGCCGGGGCGGCCGCCCCCUGGGACCGGCUCUCGCGCGGCCUCCGCCACGUCGGCCGCCCCGACGUCGCCCGCGAGCUGGGCAAGAACCUGAUCCAGGACCGCAGCCUGGAGCUGCGCCGGCACGUGGAGGGCUACGGCCGCGCCGCGGCCCGGCUCACCUCCUCGCUGCUGCUGCCGCAGGGCGACCCUCACCGCGGCGGCAGGGCUCGGCGGGCCGGUGGCGGCGGGUGGCCGCCCCCCUACGCCCGGAGCCCGCUGGGCUGGGUCGGCCCCGUGGUCUCGGGCGUCCUGGGGGGCUUCCUCACCUCCGUCCUCCUCCUCCUCCUCGCCGCCGCCUGCUCCCGCCGCUGGGCCGGGCUGGGGGAGGCACCGGCCGCCGCGACGUCCUGCGGGAAAGCGAGAGCCAAUAAAGCUUCGUGGAGGAGCUGA
Molecule: messenger RNA, 702 nt
Organism: Dromaius novaehollandiae (emu)
Lineage: Eukaryota; Metazoa; Chordata; Aves; Casuariiformes; Dromaiidae
Gene: TMDD1
Product: transmembrane and death domain 1
Exons: 1
Coding region: 1-702 (233 amino acids)
Source: RefSeq, a predicted model, not a curated record